This is a messenger RNA of Symbiodinium sp. CCMP2592, 1437 nucleotides long. The record is from the annotation of a GenBank genome assembly. NCBI's taxonomy places the organism in Eukaryota, Dinophyceae, Suessiales, Symbiodiniaceae.
AUGUUUCAGCUGGCGGCUCUAGCACCGCAGCACUGGCGCCUGCUCGUGGCGGGGAUCCCCCAUGGACACCCGCAGAGCGCCCCGAUUCUGCGGCGCCUGUUGGAGGCGUUCCAACCGGCGAUGCUCUUCCUGGAGAUUGACAAACAAGAUCUCGCGGGCUUGAGAAUGUCGGGAUCGUCGGAUUCCGUGGCUUCAGAAUGUGCCGAAGCGUUGAGGUGGGCGGAGGGGCACAGCAGAAAACUGGCUCCAAUUGACCGUGAACAACUAACGACGCGCCGUCGUUUGGCACAGAGCUUGUCCUUACAUCCCGGCCAAUUGCUGAGUUCGAGGAGGCACUGGGGUGCAGUGGUGCCACCGACAGCCUGCGCGACAGCUUGGAGAGAGCUCCUUCUGCAAGACUGUCCCGUUUUGCAUGAGGUGAUGCUGGAAGAGAGAGACGAGUUCAUGGCCUACCAGAUAUUGCUCGGUUUGGAGCGGCAUCUUUCGAGUCGCUACAAGUUUGCUGGCGAUCAAAGCGAAGACCAGGACCUGGUGUGCCGCCUGCAGCGCAGGGCUGCUGCAGAGACGGCGCGCAUCGGCGCGGCGCUUCGCUGGAGCCUAGGAGAGCGCGGGAGGCUCGGAAGCGUGGUGCCGGAGGUGGCGGGGGUGCAGGAGGCUCCUGUUUUGGACGAGCUCGACGAGUGGGCGUCUUUCUCGGUGCCCGACGCCCGUCCGAGCCCGGAGCACGUCGUCGUCAUUUGCGGUCCCGCUCAUGUGGAGGCGUUGCGGCAUCGCUUGGAGGCUGCCUUGGGCGAUUCCAAGGCGGCGCAUCGCUUCCUUGCCCAGAAUGCGGGGCUUCUCCCUCGGCUUCUCAUAAAUGCAACUUGGAGGUGGGAGCCCGGAUCCCCGCAAGACAUACUUAGCAUGGUGGAGAGCAUGCCGUCUCCCAGCGACGCUGUGCUUCACGCGCAAGGCCAUGGACCAAGGCCUCAUGGGCCUCUGACAGCCAUGGCUGCAUCCGCUUCGAAUGCAUUGGGGUUAUCAGCGGCCAAAGCCAGCCCUGAGAACCGUGUACCCUUUGCAGGGCCAGGUCCUUUGUUCAUUCAUGAGCGCUUGCGUUCACUGUCGCAGAGACCUCUUCCCGUGUGGCCCGUCUUUUUGAUCAUGUACAUUCUGGCUCCCGUGCUGGCGUUUUUGGUCAUCCCGAUUGCCAUUGACAUGCGUUGGCUUCAGGCCUCUGCGUCCUGGCCAGCUUUCCCAUUCAGCGAAGAAAGUCGAAGCGAUGAAAAUCUUUCAGGGAUAUACUGUCAGAGAGUCCAGCCCAACAGCUUCAAUGCACUGCCUCUGAUCUGCGAUCUGCAACUUCUGCGGAGAUCCUUCAGGUUCCCGCGAAUUCUGAAUUCUGGGUUCGUUCAUGACCGUCGGCCUGCAGACAGACAACUCUCACCCCUGAACUGA